Caenorhabditis remanei is the source of this 1779-nucleotide messenger RNA. RefSeq lists its product as uncharacterized. The transcript has 9 exons. The record is from RefSeq and is a predicted model, not a curated record. The coding region runs from base 1 to 1779 and encodes 592 amino acids. Gene Ontology annotation, biological process: regulation of transcription by RNA polymerase II. Gene Ontology annotation, cellular component: nucleus. NCBI's taxonomy places the organism in Eukaryota, Metazoa, Nematoda, Chromadorea, Rhabditida, Rhabditidae. Gene Ontology annotation, molecular function: DNA-binding transcription factor activity, RNA polymerase II-specific; RNA polymerase II transcription regulatory region sequence-specific DNA binding.
AUGGCUGCAAUUAUUGGUGGAGGGCCAAGAAAGCCGCCCAGGAUUAUGCGCAAGAAUUAUGCGCUUAAACCGGUUCGAAAAGGCGUUCGGGAUGACGAAGGUGAAAAAAUAAAAAGAGAAGGAUAUGAAGUACAAUCUGGCGUAUUGACUGUAAAUCAUAACCAUCCUUCGAAUUUCAAGCCAAAACAGUUGCCAGGACUAGCAAAUGAUGUUGAAUCCUAUCCGUGCCGAUACUGUGAGGAUAAACUAUAUUUAACUGCGUCAGGACUCGAAAAACAUGCUAAAGAAGUACAUCCUCAAAAUAUGACCGAAAUUAUAUCAGAUAUAAAUACAAUUAGUGGAGAAUGGAAAAAAAGAGAGUUUGAACGCCAUCGAACACGGGAACGUCAAACUAUGGAAAAGUUAAGGCAUGAAGCCCGUGCUCAUCAGUUAAUGAAAGCAGCUCUAGGAAAUAAUCACACAGGGCCUUCCGUUGGAGGAGAACAUUAUGAAGCUUGUUCAAUUUGCAAUAUGCUUGUUAAUAUUGGUCAUCCAACAGCUAUGGAAUCACAUCAAAGGGCUCAUAAGAAAAAUGAUGAACUUAGAUUACAACUGAUUGACCAGUAUGGCCCUGAAGCUGUUGAACGAUUAACAUGUGAAGCGUGUUCUUUGGUAUUUCCGGAUGAUGAAAAACUGAGAGCUCAUGUUGCGUCCCAUCACACCCGAAGAAAGAAAUAUAUUUGCAAAUUUUGUGGUUAUAUUUCGCAGACUAUGUCUGAAUUAAACCUUCACAAAAACGAUAUUCAUAAUUACAGUGCAUGGUCGAACGUCCCAGAUUACUUAAAAGCUCGUCGUACUUUCUAUCAUUAUGACGAUGACCAGAAGAGAAUUCGAAGAAGAACAAAUAAUGAUAUGAAUGAAGGAGGCUCAUCACGGCAACCACUUCUCGGAGAGAUUUCAGAAGGCGAUACGGCUGGAAGAAUUACUUGCCCUGAUUGUGGUCUUAAGUUGAAUAGGCCUCGACUCUUAUUCAAGCAUAUGGAACGAGUUCAUAUGAAAACUUCGUUUUGUUGUCUGGUUGAGACAGGAGGUCUCCCUACAUUUGAGAUAGAAGUGUUGAACGGUGAAAUCUUUUGGACUUGUUGCGAUUCAAAGUUUGACAACCGACCUGAUUUCAUCGAGCAUCGACGACUCCAUAUCCCAACGCAACAUGAAGAAGUUAUAGUUGAAAAUUCAGAAGAUCCUCAUGAGAUACCAUCAACGUCUCAAGAAAUGUUACAAGAAGGACCUAAUGAAGAUGGAAAUGCACAAGAAUUCCCACAAGUUCUACAAUAUGAUGACGGAAGUGGAAACGUUAUGUACGUAGAUAUACCCGAAGGAUUCGAAUUCCCAAUGAUUGUUUAUGAUACGGAAGGAAGAAAAAUACAAUUAUUGCCUCUACAGCAUCCAGAUGGAACUGUCGAUCAUCAGCAGUUUGUGCCUCAGUAUCUUGAUAAUAAUAUUGAACAAGAAGAUGGAGGAGAAAUGCUUGUGGAGGAAAAUGAAAUGAUGGCAUUAGAAGAUGUUGAAGAAGAAGGUGUCGAAGAGAAUGCUUAUGAUCAAUUCCAAAUGGAAAUAGGAAACGACUGGUCAAAUAUGGGAAAUAUGAGAAUGAUACUGGUAAACGGUGAUGAAGUCCUAGAUGAAGAACAUGUGGAUGACAUGGAUAACCAUCACAUGGAACACCAAAUAAUAGAAAGUGUUGAAGAAGAAGGCGACGAAGGAGUUGUACAAAUUAAUGGUCAACCGCUUUUUGAUUAA